CUAGGAUCUACGUUGUCACGUUGCAUCAUUGCAUGUUGAUGUUUUACAAGUUUUUAGCUGGAUCGGUUUGAUUUCGAUGUCGAUGACACUUUAUACGAUAUGAUUUUAGUGUAUUUAUCGUCGAAUUUAUUCAUUAUUGCCAGGGCAAUGAGUGAGAGAACAGCGACAUAAACUAUGCGACAAAAACUGUCAGUUACAUUGAUAUUUCUGGCUGGAGUGUGUUUCGCAACGUUCGUAUCUCUUCUUCCCUAUUUAUUGGACAGCAACCGGAUCAGAAAGUCGCAAUAUGUUAGUGGAAAUCCCUUGCUUUCUACUACUGCAAAUGUCGUCGCCAGACUUGGGAUAUUUCAAUGGAGGCCCGUGUAUGAUAACUGGGAUAACUUCUUUCCCAGCGAUUCUCCAGGAAUUCAUGAAACUGCAUUGAUCAGGAACACUGGUCAUUUUGUACCGAAAUUGAACUCGGCAAAUGCUGACCUGAAGGCAGAAGCAGUUGCAUCGUUUAAUCUCGCACUCGAAAUGAAGGAGAGCGGGAAGAUUGCCAAGGCGAAGAAGCUUUUCAAUCAUGCACUAAACCUCGAUCCCCUACAUGCUGACAUUCUGUACGAAUACGGCUGGUUCCUAGAGGAACAUCAGAAUGAUGUAUUGCUGGCAGAGCACAUGUACAAUCGUGCGUUGACGGUCAGUCCUGACCACCAGCUCGCACGGCAAAAGAGGAAAAACGUUCUGCCGCUAGUCGAAGAACUCGAUCAGAAGUCCUUCGGUCGAAUCGAUCGAAAGCGUGACCUGCUCAUGAAGAUACCCGACUCGAACCUCGCGUUUCGGCGCGCGAAGAAGGAAGCCUACUUCCAGCACAUCUACCACACGACGGCGCUCGAGGGCAACACGAUGAACCUCAUGCAGACGCGCUACAUCGUCGAGACGCGCAUGGCCAUCGCCGGCAAGAGCAUCCUCGAGCACAACGAGAUCCUCGGCAUGGACGCCGCGCUCAGCUUCAUCAACAACACGCUGCUCAACCGCAUUGGCCGCAUCUCGAUGGCCGACAUCCUCGACAUUCACGUGCGCGUGCUCGGGGCCGUCGAGCCGACGGAGGCCGGCAAGCUGCGAGCGACGCAGGUUUACGUCGGCGGGUUUGCGCCGCCGGAGCCCAUCCAGCUCGUGCCGCUCAUGAGCGAGUUCCUCGAGUGGCUGAACUCGGCGGAGGCGAUGAGCUUGCACCCGAUCGAGUUUGCGGCGCGCGCGCACUACCGGCUCGUCUACAUCCACCCGUUCGUCGACGGCAAUGGACGCACGUCGCGCCUGCUCAUGAAUCUCGUGCUGAUGCAGGCGGGCUACCCGCCGGUGGUCGUGCGCGUCGAGGACAGACUCGAGUACUACGAGACGCUGGAGAAGGCGAACCACGGCGACUUGCGGCCGUUUGUGCGCUUCAUCGCGCGUUGCACGGAGCAGACGGUCGACACCUUCCUCCGUGCCAUCACUGAACACAACGUCUCUGCGCUCGAAAUAGCCAGCGUGGACGACGGCCGAACUAUAAUCAUGGAAGGCGGGGAGGUUGACCGAGAGGAUUAGCCAGUUCGCUACAUUAGCUUAUUAGUUAAUUCGAUUGAUCUUCAAAAUUGGAUACGCUAAUAUAUUUUUUUAUUAUGAAGAGCUGUUGCAUAGUCUGUACGGUUGGUAGUCCUACAUUUACAAGAGUUUACUUUGUUGAGAAAACACAAUCAUACGUGUGCAGAGUUAUUAAUUUCUCUCUAUACGCUGUUAUGUCGUUGCGGUAAUCAGGUAAAUUGUACUGGGUCCUUGAUCACCAGCUUCUAUCACUGUGUGGGGAAAUUAGGUACAAACAGACUGCAGGCCCAGUACAUUGUCCUGAUGCAUAGCUGUUGCAUACUCUGUGUGGUACAAGCAUUUACAAGCGUUUACUUUACUCAGAAAACGUUAGCCCCGAAUUAUUAGUUACUCUCUGUACUUCAUAAAUUCAACUGGCCUUCACGUGUAGGCUUGUAAUAUUUGCUGUUACUGUGUAACAGUGUAUAGUUGGUUGUUAUUUUCUAGUUGUAUACAACUCUUGAAGUUGUGGCACUGUUGUAUGCCACAGCGGCAACAAUCUAGUCUUCAUAAUAGUUACAGUGACUGAUACAAAAUACACCAAUCGCAAAUUCUUAGGGAGUGAAGGGGCAGUUGUAGCUAAUUGUUGUCAAAUUUAUGCAUCUAUAUUUACCUCCGCCAGGGGCUUGGCGGAGGUUAUGUUUUCACCGGCGUGUGUUUGAGUGUUGGUUUGUGGGU
Messenger RNA from Priapulus caudatus, 2280 nucleotides. RefSeq names its product adenosine monophosphate-protein transferase FICD-like. Gene Ontology annotation, molecular function: protein binding. Bases 175 to 1566 code for a protein of 463 amino acids. NCBI's taxonomy places the organism in Eukaryota, Metazoa, Priapulida, Priapulimorpha, Priapulimorphida, Priapulidae. The record is from RefSeq and is a predicted model, not a curated record. The transcript is spliced from 2 exons.